ACACAUUUGGGGUGGUGGCACUUCACACAUUGUGUGUCCUGUGGCAGCGAACAGAAAGAAGGUGUACCUAAUCAAGUGGCCUGCCAGUGCGUGCAAAUGUACAGUUUGAUGGGAGGCGGCCUCUUCUGCGGCGUGGUGGCCAACAUCCUGCUGGUGGUCGCCACCGCCACCGACCACUGGAUGCAGUACCGCGCCUCGGGGAGCCCCGCCCACCAGGGCCUGUGGCGCCGCUGCGUGUCCAGCAAGUGUCACCUGCAGGGCGACAACAACACAGCCUACUGGACCGCCACCAAGGCCUUCAUGAUCCUGGCGGCCGCCGCCUGCUUCACGGGCGCCAUCGCCGGCCUCACGUCCUUCUCUCACUUCUCCUCCUUCGGGAGGUUCAACCGCUCCUUCGCUGCAGGAAUCCUCUUUUUCACCUCCACGUUGCUGCUGCUGCUGGCGCUGUCCCUCUACACGGCGGCGGCGCUGCACUUCCAUGGCGGAGGUGUGGGCGAGUGGCGUUUCUCCUGGUCCUACAUCCUGGCCUGGGUGGCCGCCCUCAUGACCUUCUUCGCAGGUGUUUUCUCCGUCUGCGCCUACAGGACGUGCGAGUGCAGGAGGACCAGGCGUUAGAGGCAAGGAAGGAAGAGGCUGAUGUCACCAAGAAAACUUCACCCUUCUACCAAAUAUUACACUCACUUUAUUUCAAUAAAAUAAUAAUUAAUGACUUAAUUAGUAUUAUUUUUAUAAAUGUAUAUUUGUGUUUAUUGUAAUCUGUGUAAACUAUAUAACUGGAUUUUAUAAUAUUAUAUUCAU
This is a messenger RNA of Nerophis ophidion (straightnose pipefish), 798 nucleotides long. Its product is annotated as lens fiber membrane intrinsic protein-like. The transcript is spliced from 6 exons. The coding region runs from base 97 to 615 and encodes 172 amino acids. Gene Ontology annotation, molecular function: structural constituent of eye lens. The record is from RefSeq and is a predicted model, not a curated record. Lineage: Eukaryota; Metazoa; Chordata; Actinopteri; Syngnathiformes; Syngnathidae. Gene Ontology annotation, cellular component: plasma membrane.